Molecule: messenger RNA, 924 nt
Organism: Trypanosoma brucei brucei TREU927
Lineage: Eukaryota; Euglenozoa; Kinetoplastea; Trypanosomatida; Trypanosomatidae
Exons: 1
Coding region: 1-924 (307 amino acids)
Molecular function (GO): protein binding
Source: RefSeq, a predicted model, not a curated record
AUGAUAGAAGAAGUUGAAUCUGUGUACAAGAGGGCGAUUGAAACGAUUGAGGGAAGCACAGCACCCCCAGACCCUGAUGCUCCAAACAGUUUCAAAUGGCGUCUGAGACCCAGCGAGGAGGCUGCCAUAGCUUGCAACCGAUACUUGAACCCCCCAGAGCCAUGGGGAAUAAAAUUGUGCUGCUCCUCAACAUUUUGGGGGCCCGAAAAAUGCGUUAAUAUUGGCCGAAUGUUGAUACUGAACCACACCGUUACUUCCCUAGAUUUGUCUAUGUGUGAUAUGCAAGAGGAAGGGGCCGUUAGAUUCUUUUCGUGUAUCAAACGUAACAGGUGUUUGAAACACUUGAAUGUCAAUGGGAACUACAUUGGUGAUAGGGGAGCGGUUGCUGCCUCUAAAUGUAUUGGGAAUUUGGAGUCUCUGCAUGCUUCUUGUAACGGUAUACAUGAUGCUGGUGCGGUGGCGCUCGCUUCUUCGCUUCCAAGCUCAUCAAAGAUUAAAACAUUAAACUUACGUGGAAACCGACUGACGUUCCUUGGUGCUUACAAACUAGUUUCUGCACUUGAACAUGUUGUGGACUUGCUCUCACCUGAGCUUCGCGAUGCUGUUUCUGCAGGAACUACGCUGUACACUGGUUCUGAAAAGGGUUUAGAGUCUUCCUUGAAGGAGUUUACUUCGGCAAAGUCGGAGAGCAGCGAAAAGGAGCGCCAAAGUUCUUUUGGCCACAUCAUGGAAGGUUUACAAGAAAGUGAGAGCGAUGUGAAAGAGUUCAAUACCAGUUUACACACUCUCUGGCUUCGGCAAAACGAUGAUAUCCCCGAGGAACUUUUUAGAGUUCUUGACAAAAUACUUGAGAAAAGGGUGCCUCAACCGCCAAAAGGUGUGAUGAAAAAAGGGAGAAAUUCCAGGAAAAAGAACGCUUCGUAG